AAUUUUUGAACUGAAUGCUGACUGAAUGUAUUUAUUUAUUUGAUUUUAUUUGUGUUUUUCUUUGUGACACGUGUUUUGCUUUUUGCUGAUAUAGUCAAAAAUAUGAUGACUAAAGUAUACAUUUAAUGAGUUAUAAAGUGAGUUCGUCGCUGGAGUGAGGAAAAGAUACAAAAAAAAAUGGAAGGAUCUCUCCCAUCUACAUCUACAUCUGGAUGUCCUGCUUUAGAUAUCCUAGAAAAAAAGCUUUACUUGAACAACUCUUUUACGCCCGUUGCUGAAGUAAAAUCAAAACUAAUAGAGUUUUCUAAUUUUUGGAACAGUGGAGGCCGCAUUUCCUUACUAAAUGCAAGUAAAGAAGAUUCUGAAGAAUUAGUAUAUUUACUAUUGACAUUGAAAAAGAAUAUCAAGUAUACACUCUCUGAGGUUGGUAAAUGCAGAAUCAAGAGAGAUACUGAUAUUGUAUGUACAGAGUGCAAUGGAAACAUCCAUAUUCCACAUGAUGAAGAAUUUUGGGAUUGCCUUCAAGAACAUGAACAUGUGGAAGAAACAUUUCUCAAAUAUCUUGAUGGUUCUAUUUCCCUAGAAAACUCCAUACAUAACAGAUCAGAAUCUGUGCCAACUUUGUCUAGCACAAGUUCUGAAUUAGAUCAAAAUAAUGUUGAAAAUGGAGAUAGUGGUAUUGAACACUGUGAACCACCUGCAAAUGGUGAUGAAUGCAGCAAAUAUUCAUCUGAAGAUGAAGGCAUCAACACUUUUAGAUUCAAUUUCAAAUUGAGCUAUGACAAAUUUGUUGAAUCCAAGCUCUAUCCAGAAUCAAUCAUGAGGUCAGUCUGUAAAAUGGACCAGAUUGAAAACUUUACUAUACAAAAACUAGGUCCUUCUAGGGCUGUAUGUCUAAUAUGUUAUUGUGAUAUAAUUUCAAGGGGUAGAGUACACAAAAUGGUUAUAAUGGACCAUGUGGCAGGUCAGCGUCAUCUGAGAAAUUCAAGAAGCUUUCCCAAUUUAAUUGCUUUACAGAAGUAUCAUGAAUUAUUCCUCAAUUUGGACCCAGACUAUCAGGCUCAUCAGGUCUACUUCAGUAUGGUGGAUCUUGAUUCAUUAAGUUGCUGUUUAUGUUGUCAAAAAAUACCUGCUUCCAGAAUUGUGGAUCACAUAAUGAGUCAAUCACAUAAAAAAGUUGUACUUAGUAUGUUCAAGAAUAAUAAUUAUGCUUUUUAUUUGGUGAACAUGCAAGUGAAGUUGUAUGGGAUAACUGAGGAACAGGUGGUUGAACAAAAAUUGAAUGAAAUUAUUGCUCCAAAAGUUGAAGAGCAAACAUCCAAGGAAAAAAAGAAAAAGAGUAAAGAAAAACAGGAUUCUGAUUCAAGGAGUUCACCAGACAAUAAAGUACCAAUACACACCAUAGUCAAAUCAGUGGAAGAUCCAAAGAGCAAAGACUUCAUGGACCUGAUUCCUCACAGAUACAAAGAACAUAAAGCCAUUUUGAAAGAAACUCAAACGACAUUACUUUGUUAUGCAUGCAAAAAACACACUGUGAAAAAUAUUGAAAUGGUGAAGAAACAUUUAGAAUCCAGCCUUCAUCUGAAGAAUUCCAAAAUUCCUACUGCUAUCUACGACUUUUACUGCGAGAUUUGCGAUAUGCAAUUCAGCGAUGAAAAUGCUUGGUCGAAGCAUUUCACAGAUGGCCCAAACCGGCAUGUUAACAUGGCCGAGAGCAGAAAAAGUAAAGCCACUGAAUAUGAAUGCACAAACUGUUGUCUUAUAAUAUAUGGAGAUGACCUUUCAUUGAAACGUCAUAAAGCCUCUAAAGUAAGAAAAACGAUUGAGAAGAAAGAAGUCAAACUGCCGGAAGCCGUAAAAAAACUGUUCCGUUCUCCUGAUGCUAUUUCUGCUGAAGGUCUCUCAUUGACCAACGAAGCAAAGUAUAUGUUAGAAAAUAAUGAUAAAACGAUGGACUGUUGUGUACAAAUAGAAGCCACAUUGAGGACAGCUUUCGAUGUCAGCAAGGCUCACCCAUUUGGCAGCCGUAUGUCUGGACUUGGCAAUAAACUCAGUGAUUUGGAUGUAUUCAUAGAUACAGGAGGCAUGUUCAAUGGUGACAAAAACCAGGACCCCUAUACGCAAGUUCAAAUCGUAAGGAAGGCAGCGAACGUUUUAAAUCGAUGUAGGGACGUGUUUCAGGAUGUAGUUCAAAUUCCGACUGCCAGAACGCCGAUCGUGAAACUGUUUCACGGAAAAACGCAGAUUUGCUGCGACCUUUCGUUCAGGCAUGGAUUGAGCGUGGAAAAUACGAGAUUCUUGCGAUUUUGCAUUGAUAUACAGCCCAUUACACAGCCAUUCAUUUUACUUCUGAAAAAAUGGUCAGCUGUUAACCAGCUCGCAGAGCAUAUAUCGACGUACGCCUUGGCCAUUAUGGCAAUUUUCUAUCUGCAAGUCAACAAUUAUUUGUUAUCGGUGAAGAAAAUGAAGGAAUUGAAUCCUUCCGAAGCACUUGUGAUAAAUGGUUGGGAAACGAUAAAUUACACAGUACCUACAGAAAUAAUGCGUAAUCAUAUCAACAGCUAUGAGCAUUCACUUCACAGGCUACUUCGAGAUUUCUUCCAGUACUAUGCGACUUUUUGUUACAAUGAAGAUGUUGUUUGUCCAUUAUUAGGGUACCCCAUUAAGAAACAAUUAUUCCAUGGGAAAGGGGAACGCCUUCCACCGGAAAUGCGUUCCUACGUGCAACAGUUGAGUAGCAGGGAUCCAGAACAGUUCAGAUCAUUGUCAUUUUUCUGUAUACAGGAUCCGUUCGAUUUGAGCCACAACCUGACAAAAGCGUGCCAGCAAAAUACUGUUAACAAACUUAAGACUUUAUGUGAACUUUCUGUGAAACAUUUGAGUACCAGUGAAUUUUCGUAUUGAGGUUUCAAAAUGUUUUUCUACUAUCGUCACGGGAUGAUAACUUUUUUUAUAGUCAUUUGAUUUUACCUUUUUUUUUGUUUAAACUUUUUCCUUAUUUAAUUCACUGCUAGUGGAAAUCUAAAAGCGGUACCAAUAAUGAUAAUGAUGACCUCUGAAUAAAUGACUAAUUGUAUU
Messenger RNA from Phaedon cochleariae (mustard beetle), 3078 nucleotides. NCBI's taxonomy places the organism in Eukaryota, Metazoa, Arthropoda, Insecta, Coleoptera, Chrysomelidae. The record is from the annotation of a GenBank genome assembly.